UGUUUCUGUUCCAUCAUGUGUUUAGCAGGAACUCACUGUCCUCAAUCACACAGUCAUAAUGAAAGUGAACUGAAAGCAAUUUCACACACACGACUGAACUUUUAGUCUGAGCUGACUGCAAUACAGAGAUUUCCCAGUCUUUCUGGGGCUUCACGGAUAACUAAACCAAAGCAGAGAGGAACUUUGCCAGAAGUGAAAGUGAAACAAACAGCAAGAGAUCUGCUCCAUAUGGCGACCAACAGGAGUAAGACGAGUCUCAGAGAAGAUCUGACAUGUGCCAUCUGCUUUGAGCUCUUCAAAGAGCCCGUGAUGCUGGGCUGCAUGCAUCACUUCUGCAGGAGAUGCAUCGUGUCGUACUGGAAGACUGUCAGGAGUCCUGUGUCCUGCCCGCAGUGCAGACAAGAGUUUCCCAACAAAAGCUUUCAGACCAACUACUUAGUAGCCGGUCUGGUGGAGAAGGUCAGGGCCAGCUCCACGCCUGGAUCCCUCAAGUAUCUGGAGAAGCAAUUAAAGGACCAUCUAGAAUCGCAGUGCUCCAUGAAAGAGGCCUACGUCUCUAUGAUCCGUGAAGACAAAGACCAGAUGGAGAAAAUAAGAAAAAUGGGAGCUGAGCUGCAGGGGCGAGUGCACGGCGACUUCCAGGCCCUGCAUCACUUCCUGCAGGUGGAGGAGGAAGCCAUGAUGGAGGAGCUGAAGAGGGAGCAGGAGGAACUGCUGCAGGGGCUGGAGCGACAUCUGGAGGCCCUACAGGUGGCCGUCAGAGACGUGGAGCAGAACAUCAACACGCUACGACAGACGGCCAGCUGCGCAGACCAAUCUGUACUUGUGGAGCUCCCAGAAUUGAAUUCCAGAUCGCCUCUGCAAGAGCUGAAGGUCAACCUGAAUGCUUUCAGAAGCAAGCGCAUUGCUCCUCUUCAAUACACUAUGUGGAGAAAAAUGUUUCAACAUUUGAAUCCAGGCCCAGCACCACUGAUAUUUGAUGAGGACACGGCUCAUCCCAGUCUACAGCUUUCCAGGAACAAAACCCAAGUGAUCGAGAGUGACAAAAUGAUCAGUUACACGUGUGACGCCAAGCGCUUCCUCCAGUGUGUCAACAUUCUUGCGUCAGAGGGCUUCCAGUCAGGCAGCCAUUACUGGGAAGUGAAUGUGAGUAACAACCCCAAAUGGGACCUGGGCGUUGCUCUGGAGUCAGUGAACCGUAAGGUCCGAGUCAAGCUGUGUCCUGAGAACGGGUACUGGACCCUGCGGCUGCGGAAUGGCAGUCGGUACUCGGCCGGCACGCAGCCCUGGACGCCGCUGACCGUGACCACCUCACCCAGCAGGAUUGGGGUUUUCCUGGAUUGUGAGGAAAAAAAAGUGUCUUUUUAUAACGCGGAUAACAUGGCACUGUUAUAUUCCUUCUCCAGUGGGCCGAGAGGAAAAGCAUUCCCCUUUUUCAGCACGUGCCUCAGUGAACGCGAUCAGAAAGCCCAGGCCAUCCGCAUCCUGCACUUCCCUUUUGAGUGGGAGAUGUAAAACAAAACCUGUAGACUCUCUAGUAACACGUUCAAGAGCCUGCAGGCUAUAAUGAGCCUCUGAUUUUUACAGGUUUUCCAUAAACACUUUUCAUCACUUUACAUGCUUUGGGGCCAUGCAGCUCUCAUGACGCUAAUCAAAAGGACCACGGACGAUUCUGAACUGGUUUUUGUGCCAGAUGUUGAUCCUGGAGACCUGAUUUUGCAUGACUUUACAUAUUGAUUAAUAAAAGAAGCAUCAUCUGAAUUUUAUUUUAUUUUAUUUAGACAAAAUUCUUUAGCCUAUCUGUUAAGGAAGUGCUUUAUUUUUAUUUUAUUUUAUCAUUUAUUUUAUUUGUUUUGUAUUUUUUUCCACCUAAAUUGUUUUCCUUCCUCUUUUUUUGGGAAUUAGAAAUGCUGAAGAAAUGGUAAAUAAAUACUGUACGAUGUAAAUCAGUCCAGCCUUUUAUCUGAUUCUGCAAAAAUAUCACCACAGCAUUCUGUGACAUGCAUAUUGCUCAAUAUUCUUUUCAUCCUUGCCUUUUAUAGAUAUGUACAGAAGGUAAUUAUAGAUAUUACACGGAAACUAAUUAAAAUACUUUGUUCUUUCCA
Molecule: messenger RNA, 2105 nt
Organism: Ctenopharyngodon idella (grass carp)
Lineage: Eukaryota; Metazoa; Chordata; Actinopteri; Cypriniformes; Xenocyprididae
Gene: trim105
Product: tripartite motif containing 105
Exons: 7
Coding region: 229-1515 (428 amino acids)
Molecular function (GO): metal ion binding; protein binding
Source: RefSeq, a predicted model, not a curated record